Molecule: messenger RNA, 11066 nt
Organism: Mytilus californianus (California mussel)
Lineage: Eukaryota; Metazoa; Mollusca; Bivalvia; Mytilida; Mytilidae
Product: serine/threonine-protein phosphatase 6 regulatory ankyrin repeat subunit A-like
Exons: 2
Coding region: 3746-9712 (1988 amino acids)
Molecular function (GO): protein binding
Source: RefSeq, a predicted model, not a curated record
AAAUUUUGGUUUUAGAUUGAUUGAUAAAUUCUGUUUUUUAUUCGUUUCCUUACGAUAACUCGACCAAAUUUUAUCAAAUUUUAAUAUGUUGUUUCUGAGGACAAUGUCAAAGUCAUGUUUAUUUUAACAAUUUCUGCUUAUGCUGUUCAAGAGUAAUGGCCCGUGAAUGCUUUAACAAUGACACUAUUAAACGUUGAAAAAAAACUGUUUGAUUUCGUUUUGAAACUCCUGUUCCUAUUGAUAAGAAAAAAAUAAGAAAAUAUUUUAUCCUCAUUAAAAGAAAAAAAAAAUCUAAAAUCCGUUGACCUUAAACAUAUUUUCAUCUACUAAAGGCGACAACAAGACUUGGUGGAUCACCGUUUCAACAGAAGUGUGCCGAUUUAAAGGUUGCAAGUUUGGACAGAGAGUCAUUGGAAGAUUUGAUGAUCAACCUUAGGCAAAUCAAUGAAGACAGAUUUAAGGAUCUUACUGACAAAGUUCUAAAUCUCACGACACACGUAGCAGCUAUAGUCGAUCCUGUGCCUAUGCACAAGAGAGUGAGAAUUAAGAAAAUUUUAUCAGACUGGCAAUCUUCAGAUGAAAAAUUUGUGGAAACAAAUAGUUCAAAACAACUGUACCAGUGCUUAAAGGAGAAUGGUUUUGUGACCGUUACCGGAAGUGCGGGGAUAGGAAAGUCCGUAACAGCAAGACAUGUGGCUCUUCAAAUGGUGCUUGAAGGCUAUGACGUAAUACCAGUUAAGUCUCCUAGUGAGAUUUUUGUUUCUAACAAAAAAACCUUGUAUAUAUAUGACGACAUUUGUGGCAGGUAUGAAGCUAUUCAGCAUGAAAUCGAAGAUUGGGAUAGACACAUUGACGUCAUUUUAGACUGUUAUUCUUUAUCACCAAUAAAAAUAUUGGCUAAUUGCCGACUGCAAGUUUAUCAAAGUCCUAAAUUCAAAACUCAAGACCUGUUAACUAAGUGUCAGUUUGAUAUGUCACUCGGAAAAAAUGCAACGAGUAUAGACGACAAAAGAAAAAUUGCUCAAAAAUACAUUCCUGUCAUGUAUACAAAACAAAUGUCCAUCGAAUAUAUAGAACAAUAUGAAUGUUUUCCUUUAUUAUGUAGCAUGGUUGCAAACUUUGAUGAGAGUAAGAUAAUGAAAUUUUUGGAAAACGGGCCUUAUGGCAUUUUUGAGAAAGAGUAUGAUAAAAUGAAGAACAUAGGUAGUGAAAUGAAUUACUGUGCUUUGGCAGUAACAACUAUUUUUAACAAUAAAUUAAACGAACAUUUAUUAAGUACUGAAAUAACAGACAAAGAAAGGGAAAUAUUCACAGAUAUCUUUGAAGCCUGUGGCCAAAAUACUUGCACGUCUCGAAUAUCUUUAAAAACGCAUCUUGAUUCCUUAAUAGGAUCAUUUAUUUCAAAAGAAGACAACGUUUAUAGUUUUCGUCAUGAAAAGCUUUUUGAUAUUAGCUGUCUUUAUUUUUCUAAGAAAUAUAUAAGCUGUAUGGUGAAAAAUUGUGCAAUUGUAUUGCUAUGCGAACGAUUUGAAUUAGAAUGUACCAGAAAAGAAGAUCAAGGUGGAGAUUUUAUAGUUCUACCAAAGAACCUUGAGGAGCUAUUCUUUGAUAGGUUGAUUCAUGAAGCAACAGACGAUUCUAUUUUAGAUAUAUUUGGAUGCAAACAAAUGGAAAAUGAUCAGUUUAGAGAACGAUUAUUACAUUCUCUAGAAACAAAAAAUGAAGAAUUGAUAUCGAAAGUAUUGCACAUGAACCAUUUUGGAAUAAACGUUUUUCAUUUAAUGUGUCAGUUAGGGUUUACAGAUAUCAUUUCAUUUUGCAUCAGUAAAAAUGUCGAUAUUGACUGUUACGACAAAAUUGGAAUGACACCUCUUCAUUAUGCCUGUAGAUAUGAAACUGAAGCGGUAGUUGAUUUUUUAAUUAAAGCAGAUGUUAAAAUUAACAUAUACACACGUCGUGGAUUCACACCCCUUUAUGAGGCUUGCAGGAAGCAAAAUAUAAAUAUCGUCGAAAAACUUCUUAAACAUGGAGCAUGUCCAAAUUUAUCUACUCAACGGUCUUCAAUUCCAUUAAUAGUAUCGACAGAGAAAGGUAAUCUUGAAAUUAUAAGAAUGCUAAUAAAACAUAAGGCAGAGAUAAAUAAACAAAGAAGAGAUGGACGAUCUGCCUUACAUUAUGCAUGUGGUGAUGGGCACAAGGAUGCAGCAGAUCUCCUUAUCACACAUGGUGCCGAUAUUGAUUUAAAAACGGAACACAAUGAAACUCCUUUGCAUCUUGCUUGCAUUGGACUUCAUAGUCCAAUUGUUGAUAUACUUAUUUCAGACACCACAGAUAUAUUUCAGCGUUCUACGAAAUCAAAUCUAUCAGCAUUUGCAACAAUCGUAGAGAAAAAUGAUAAAGAAAUUCUUAGAAAGCUUCUUAAAACGGUAUCAGAUAAAAAAUGUUUUACCAAGAAAUAGAAUUUGCAUGCACAACCAACAACGCACUUGUUCUUAAAGGGAUUUUAGAAUUAGGUAUCGAUGUUAAUACACGUUUAUCAAAGGGGGAUUCUGCUCUACAUAUCACAUGUAGGAACGGAUUUUAUUUGGGUGCCGAAAUGUUAAUAGGAACAGAGGCUAAUAUAAAUGAAUAUUCAUAUGACGGACUUACAACAAUGCAGCUUGCUUGCUUGAAACCAAACAAACAGCUUGUUGAUUUGCUAAUUUUAAACGGGGCUAGCGUUAAUAAUUGGCGCAAUGGAAGUGCAAUUCCACACCCACUCCAUAUAACAUGUAUAAUGAAAGAAGAAGAAAUGGCGAUAGCUCUUAUAAAUGGAAAUGCUGAUGUUAAUCAAAUUGCAGAACUUAAAAGAAACACUGUGUAUAAGUCAGAAAAAAGACAUUGUAUUACAAAUAUUUAUGACGAAGUCUACUCUCAUACAAGAUUGAUGAUAAGCCCGCUUGAAAUUGUGUGCAUCGGGAAAAUGUUAAAUCUUAAUCUUGUCGAAGUUCUUUUAAAAAACGGAGCAAAUUCGAAUAUCAAAAGUUUAAGCGGCAUAAAACCUUUACUUAUUGCAAGUUUUUAUAAAUAUGGGGAUUUGGUAAGACUUCUUUUGGACAAUAAAGCGGAUGUUAACGUUUGCGACAACAUUGAUAUUUUGUGUUUGUCUAACAUGCAAUAUACAGGAGAGGAAGACAUAAGCGAACUUUUAUCUUAUGGGAAUGUUUGUCUCAACAACACUAAAAUCACACCAUUACACGUAGCCAGCAUAAAUAAUUCGCAACUGAUUGUAAAUGACUUACUUCAAAACCGUGCAAGAAAUGACAUUGCGUGUCAUAUUUCGCCUUUCCUUUUCGCUAUUCAGAACGACCGUAGGAAUAUUCCAAGAGAUCGUUAGCAGAUUAUUGAGUUUUAUCGCAAUUACACGAAAAUUGAAGAUAUUCUUCCUCUCCAUGCUGCAUGUCUUUUAGGGUUUAGUACUAUUGCUGAAGUUUUAGUUCAGAAAACAUUGCCACAUGCUAGAGAAGCUGCUAUUUUAAUUCGCCCGUUCCAAGUAGCCUGCAUUAAAGGACAUAUUUACGAUAAAUGGCCUUAUAUUACCAAUAAUCCAUUUUCAUUAUCUGCUUUACAGAUUGCAUGUCUUGGGCAAUAUUGGGAUAUAUGUAAAAUAUUAAUACAGAACGGAGUUGCUGGAAAAUGCACAUUCGAGGUGUCAGACCUGUUGAUAGCUUCAUUUUUGGGUGACAAGAAAAAUAUAGAAUUAACUAUGUGCGACAAACGAAUCUAUGAAACAUCUGUCCUUCAUUUCGCUUACGAACACAAAGGAAUAGAAAUCGUAAAACAAUUGCUAGAUACCAAUACAGAAGAUACAAGUGGAUUUGCUGAUGAUUUAGAAACUUUGUUUUUCAUAGCCUGCUCAAAAGGCGACAUUGAAACAGUUUCUUACAUUUGUAGUAUUAUACAUAACUUAAAUAUCAAUGAUUACGUCGAUGCAACACCAUUGCAUUCUGCUUGUGAAAAUGGUAAUGUUGAAAUUGUUGAAUUCCUCUUAUCACAUAAUGCAUAUGUAGAUCCUAUUUCCAUAGAAAAUGAAACUCCUCUUCAUAUAGCAUGCAAAAAAGGUCUAAACGAUGUUGUGAGGACAUUGCUUAACAGAGGAGCAAAGCCGUUUUUAACUAAUAAACAUGGAGAAAAUGUUUAUCAUUUAGUGUCAAAGUAUAACUUUAUAGACUGUGCACGAAGUGUAUUCGAAUUUAGAAAAAAAUAUUUGACAAAUACAGAUGCUGAACACAGUGUAAAUAGUCGUACAGUUGACGGAAAAAAUGCUUUGUACUUCUCAUAUGAAAAUAAAAAUAAGAAUAUGAUGAAACUUAUUCUAAGUUUUGGUGCUAAUGUAGAUGAAAUAUAUGAUGAUAACGAAGAUAUAUUACUGUUGAAAGCUUGCAGAGAGGACAGACUAGAAUUAGUAGAAGUAUUACUUGAAUAUUCAUCUGCAGUCAAUCGAAAAACUAUUGAUGGCAAAGAUGCCUUGUAUCUCUCUUAUAUAAACCAGAAUAAAAUUUUGAUGAAACGUCUUCUCAGGUGCGGAGCAACUAUUAAUAAUAAAUAUGGGACAGAAGGGGAAACAUUACUUUUCAAAGCUUGCAGCCAAGGUUAUUUGGAAAUUGUAAAAAUAUUACUAGAGGAAUGCUGUUAUGUCAAUGCAAAAAAUAACAACGGAGAGACUGCUCUUUGUAUUGCAUGUCAGCGCAAUGAAAAUGCAAUUACUACCUUAUUGAUACAAUACGGUGCUGACAUAAACAAACAAUCGUAUGAAGGAUUGUGUCCCCUUUAUUUUGCAUGUAUUCAAGAAAACGAAAACAUAGCAGAUUUGUUGUUGCAGAACAAUGCUUAUACCGAUAUAAUGUUUUCUGAUUCUCAAAGUAUGCUUAUGAAAUGUUGCACGAACAAAUUUUACGGCAUUGUUGAUCUUUUAUUAAAGCAUGGAGCAGAUGUGAAUAUUUGUCAUUAUGCCGGAGAAACUGCUUUGUAUAAUGCAUUUCAAAUGGGAGAUGCUAAGUUAAUGCUAAUUUUGCUGAAUUAUGAUGCUGACUGGAAUAUAUGUUCUCAUGAAAAAGAACAGUUUCUAUUUGAGGCUUGUGAGAGAGGCUUAGAAGAAAUCGUAGAAAUAAUUUUACAGCGGGAUCCAAAUAUCAACGUCAAUGCAAUCCUGUUUGAUAAUAAAACGCCGUUAUAUGCGUGUUAUAAUGCAAUAUCAGAUACCACUUCACCUCAGUAUAAGAUAUACAUAUCAAUAGGAUCUUUACUUAGACGUCAUGGGGCAAAUUUAUUCACAUUAACAAAAGCAAAUGAUACACCUUUUCAUCAAUUAUGCAUGAAAUGUUCACUUGGCGACAUAAAAGAAGUGUUAGAUAGCUGUGUGGUUGAAAGAAACGUUUUAGAAGAAGUAUUCCAAUAUGCCUGUUCUCAGAACCACCAGGAUAUAGCAAUUCUAUUGUUGGACUUCUGUAGACAACCAUUCAAAUCAGAUACUAGUAACAUAUUUAUAGCAGCUGGAAAUAAAAAUAAUAAUAUCACUGAAAUGCUUCUUUCUUUACAACUGGAUGUAAAUUUGUCGGAUACAACCGGCAAAACAGCUCUUCACUUUGCUUGUUCGAACGGAAAUAACUACAUUGUAGAAAAACUUUUACAAUCUCGCAACACAGAUAUUGAAAUUCAGGCAAAUAAUGGUUAUACUGCAUUACAUUUUGCAUGCUUUCAUGGACACAUUAGAGUCAUAAAAAUGCUAAUAGAAAGAGGAGCUAACAUACACAGACGUACAUAUUCCGAUGAAACAGUAGUUGAACUGGCAUUUUCCCAAUUACGGGGAAACGUUAUUACUUGUUUGUUAGAUUUGAAUAUAUUUGAGACUUUACAACAGUGUAAGGAAAAAAUGCAAUUCUUUUUGAAAACAUAUUGCUCUUCGAAUAGCAUGAAAAAAACAUUAAGGCGAAUACUCACUUUAAUGAACCCUAGUUCGUACAUUGAUACCAUUGAUUACCCUCUGCACUUUGCUUGCAGGAAAGGCGAUGGUGAACUUAUUGAUCAAUUGCUUGAAAACAGAUCAAGUGUAGACUGUAUAUCAUUUUACGGGGAGACCCCUCUCAUAAUUUGCAUAAGUAACAAUGAUUUACAAAAUGUAAAACUAUUAUUGGAAAAGGGAGCGUCGGUUAAUAAAUUGGCGAAUAUAUCCGAAUAUGGAAUCGAUCAACUUUUCGGAAACACAAGUAUUUAUAUGUUGAAAGAUGUGACUCCAAUCUCUUUGGCCUGCUUUUUGGAAAAUCUUCCCCUAAUUCAACUUCUGAUUGAUCAUAAUGCUAAAAUCAAUACAACAGUCCAUAUUUGCUAUUGCAAUACGAAAGAUUGUCCUUCUAAAUGUGAAAUAAUGACACCUCUGUUUAUAUCUGUUAUACAAAACAAUUUACAUUCAGUGCACCUUUUAGUUGAAAGUAUGCUGGAUUCCGGUCUAAACGAUCUCAAUUGUAUACUUAUUGGCUCACUCUACAACAACAGUAAUUUAACGGAAGAAAACUGUCAUAAAUGUGACAGGCUAGUUCUCACACCGUUCCAAGCAGCUUGUUUCAAUGACCGGACAGAAAUAGCGUCGUAUUUUGCUCAAACCAACCAGGUAGAUGUAAACCUAGCUUUCAAAAUAUCUCCUGUGUUAUUAUCUUUGUAUUUUCAGUAUCCAGACAUGAUGAUACGUGUGAUAGAUAAAAAUGGAUUGGUAAACAAAAAUUUUGAAACUGAAGUUACUCCAUUAAUUUUCUCAGCUCUUGUUGGAAAUUUCAGAUUGAUGGACAUCCUGCUAGAGAAUUCUGGAAAUCAUGAAUGCUAUGCUACAAUAUCUGUUUUGCUAAUUGCUGCACUAAGUGAAGAUGUUCUCCGUAUAUUUGACUGUUAUUCUGGUGAUUAUUUUGUUUACUCAGAAUGUACUGUAAAUCCACUAGCGAUAUGCCUCUUGCAGAAAAAUAUGGAAAUGGCUUCUUUAUUGUUAAAUGAAUAUGCAAGUACUUCCUGUAUUUCAGAAAUGGAUGCUUCACAUGUUAUUUGCUUUAGAAAACAAACAGAACAUUUACGUCUUAUUUAUGAAAGCCGAUUAAAUCUCCGUAGAAAAUUCAAUAUUCAGAUGUGGCAUUUGCUUAUAAUGGAAGACGAUCAAAGUGUGUAUUAUAUAUAUAUCUCUAAUAAUAUAAGUGCUUUAAAUCCAACUUAUUUGUGUGUAACAUUAAUAGAGCUUUCAUGUUUCCUCCGCGAUAGUGCUUUAUUAAGGCUUCUGCUUAAGUCCGAAUAUACACUUGAUGGUGUAAUGGAAAUUUCCCCGUUACUAUUAUCCUUAUUAUUUAUGAAUAAGCCUAUCGUUUUAUCUAAUGCACAGCUUCAAUUAUUAGACACAAACUCAUAUGGCAGCUCUUCGAGGUUAUGUAAAUCUGCUUGGAUGGUUAUAGCAAUAAUUUCAAAUGAGCAUGCGUUAGAUAUUCUAACUGUUAGAUUGACAGAAGACUCCUUUCAGAUAAAAAAUUCUGCAGAUUUGGGUUUAGCCAUGUUAGUUGUCUUUUAUAUGCACCAUGAUCUUGUUGAAAAAAAUUUGUACGACAUGAAAUAUCUAUCAACAACAGAUGUUCUCUGUAAAGUCAGUUUAGCUGAAAUAAAUGCCAUUGAACUUCUUUUUAAUGAUAACGAAGAUGAAAACAUUUAUAACAAUGAAAUAGAAUACCAGGGUUUGAAAAACAUUCAUAACAAUGUAAUAGAAUUCCAGGGUAUGAAACUGGAUAGAUUCAAGAUAAAUCUAGCAUACUUAACAUUGCUACGGAAUAAAAAAUUAAAAUGUUUACCGGUACAGGCGUAUAAUGGGUCAAUCAAUUCUUUACCGUUUUUGGCAGUUGAAAUGUUUUAUUUGAUACAACAACGAAUACCAAAAUGUUUGUUAUCAGUAAAUCAAAUUUCUGAUGAAAAAAUACUUAUCACACAACUUAUGGUGGCUUGCUUGCUUGAUAAUCAAUCUAAUGUGAAUUUUUUAUGUUAUAUGGGAAAAAGCGUUCAACGUAAUGAAAUGUCGUUUUGGCAUCUGGCAAGUAUACACAAAGUGAAACUUUGGGAUUCAUGUCCAACAGUUUGUGAAAUUGCUUGCAAUAGCAAUUUAAAAGCAACCUUUAAUGAGCUACAUGUAUCCUGUAUGAAAGAAAAGAUGACAAUUGUGAAAUAUCUUUUAAAAAAUAAUUGUGACGUGAAUGCUUCAGCUUGUCUGACACCGUUCCAUAUGUUCCCUAUCAUACUCAGUCAUCACUUUUAUUUAGAACAUUCCCAUUUAAUAGACAAGUUCAUUGAUAUUAUUGAUUCACUGAAGAGUUCAAGAAACAACAUGGAGUGUUUAGUUUUACCCGUGGAGUUUAAUGCCAUUCAUUUAGUGAUGUUUUCAGACGAUAUAGAAUAUAUGAAAUUAUUGAUUCAAAAGAGGUGUAAUCUGAAUGCAGUAGCAAAAUUACCAACCUUAUCCUUAUAUCUACUUCAUUUCUUUGAAGAUGAUUCAUUAAUAUCGUUAAACACAGUAAAUGCCAUAUCAGAGGUGACGGCAAUACAUAUCGCCUGCAUUUUAGACAAAAGUGAUUUCGUUGAGUUUCUUUUAUUAAACAAAAGUAAUAUAAACUCAUACGGAUCAAUUCAUCCGCUGCAUUUAAAUGCAUUUCACUGCGAGGAUAUUUUGGAAUUGAUAACUGACAAAUCGUUUUUUACGUUGACAGUCUUUCAUACUGCUAUUUUGCGUCGAAACACAUAUAUAGCAGAAAUUCUUAUUGAAAACGGCACAAACUUUGAAAUGACUGCAUCAUUAUAUUUGGAACUGUACAUAAAAAAUGACAAACACAUCUCUACUCAGUCGUUAGUUAAAUCGCUGCACUUGGCGUAUUUAUUUGGAAAUGAACAUAUUUUCAGGACAAUUCUGUCUAAAACUUUACCCAUGAAUAUAAAUGAGAAAGUGUCUUUAUCAGCAUGGCAUUUAUUUGACAAUGACUCAAUUCACGACAUGACUUCACAUUAUACAUCCAGGGGAGAUAUCCAAUUGACACUGAACAUUCUUCACAUAGCUUGCAUUACUGGGGAUAGUUUUUAUGCAAAUGUUUUGAUCAAUGAAGAUGCUAAUGUAAAUUUAGAAGCAGAAAUGUGUACAACCGAUUUUACAGGAAAUGAAAUUAUAAUUACAAAAUGCCCCCUGCAUUUUGCAGCGGAGAUAGGAAGUUUGGGCUUAUGUAAGAUAUUAAUAGAGCGUGGGGCCAAACUGGAUGUCAAAACUAAUAUAAUAGGAUUUCAGCCAUGGCAUUUGGCGUUAUAUCAUGGAUAUGAUGAGGUAGUGUAUUUCCUUCUUACACAUUGUCGAAUAACAAAUUUUGAUAGGAAACAAUUUUUGUUAGUUUUUAUUUUAUUCCUACUACGCAAAAAUUUCAGUAAAAUUAUUCUUCCAUUUAUAGCAAAAUCAAAAAGCUUUCUUAUACUUUUAUCAUUCUAUAAAUAUUUAAUGAAUGUACUUGGAUUUACUGGUGAUCCUAAUUUUCACUCAAGAAGGAUAACCAGUUCAGAAUAUAUUUCACUUACAACAAUUGACAAUGAAUCGCUAUAUGAAGAGUUAAUGAGUGUAUAUGAAACAAUAGACACAAGCGACAGUUUUGAUUCGAGCGAUAUUGAUUAUGAUUAUCAUUAAGACGCAUGGAGCGUUUGGCGUGCCAAAUUAUAAACCAUUUAUCGUUUAUGAGUUUUCAAUUAUACCUCUGUAAACUUUGGAUAACAAGAUGCAAUUAUGUCAAACUGUACACUGAUAUUCGAAAGAAGUUCAUAGUUGAAAAAUCUUUGAGAAAUACAAUCAUAUUCAUAUAAGAUUUAUUAAACAAUGAACAAUAUAAUCGCGAUGAAUUUGAAUAUGAAAAUGUGUUAAUUGAUAAUCAGAUAGUUAUUGUGAAUUAGUACAAUGUAGUGCAUAUGUUAAUGGAAUGGUCCCCUCAAGUACAAAUUCAAACAGUUUGAUGUGCAUUAAGGUAGAUAGGGUGUCUUCCUCCAUCUUGGAUUUUGAAAUACCAGAAAAUAAUCGGUCUAGACCUUUAACAAAAUGUGCAAAUUAUUAGAGUAGUGGGUAAUUCAUGUGUAAGAAUUUUCAUUUUAAUAUAGAAAAUGACAUGUUUUAUUAUAUUUAUGGUUGUAUUUUACAAAAAACAGAAUACUUUUGUUUGAUUCAAUUUUUUCCAACUUUGCCACAUAAGGGGAGGCAACUCAAAUGUAAGGGCAGAUAAUUCAGAUAAAGUUACUUUUACAAUAGAAUGUGUUAGGAAUUUUAUCUAUUUUAUUAUGUAGCAAGAAAACGGGCCCGGUGGCCCCAUUUUUUCUUUUUCCUAUCUGAAAGUAUAAUAUUAGAGCUAUCUUCUCAUAUUUUAUCUCAAAAUUCUAUGGUGUAGGUUUCGUUUUAUGGCAGAAAAUUGCGUUUUCCAUGCAUAAUCUAUACAAAAUCUGUCAAUUUUGCACAACCUGUAGCGUGAAAAUAAGCCCCGUGACCCAUUCUUUUUAUUAUUUUUUUCAAAAAAGCAUGAUAUUAACUACAUUUUGACAAAUUAUUAAAAAAUUCUAUAGAUCAUAAUUUAGACACCCCAUUUACCUUGAGCGCCUAGUUGAAAAUUCAAAAUUAAAUGUGAUAAAAUUAUUUUUUUUGCACUUAAAGAAUAAGGUAAUUAUAAAAUAAUUAUUUACGUUGAGAUAGUUAUCUUUUAUGUUCCCUUUGAUUAACCAUUACACUGUGUCAUACAACUACAGAUGAUUUUAUAUCUCCAAGUUGAUUUCAUUAGAAUUUUAAAUAAAGGAGCAGCGUUUAACUUUCAUAUGAUUUCGCAUAGCAAGGUUUUCCAAGGUACAGUCCUACGCUUUAUUGUACAAAUGUUAGGGGUAUUCGUCAUGAGACAGCAACCAUCUAUUUCCCCCCUGAGUCUGGAAGAGUUUUGAUUGAAUAACAGAGGCCAUAUUUUACAUAAACAGCAAAGUUUCAAAAUAAUUAAAAAAAAAACAUAAUUAAA